Messenger RNA from Tetrahymena thermophila SB210, 726 nucleotides. RefSeq names its product pyridoxamine 5'-phosphate oxidase-related FMN-binding protein. NCBI's taxonomy places the organism in Eukaryota, Ciliophora, Oligohymenophorea, Hymenostomatida, Tetrahymenidae. The record is from RefSeq and is a predicted model, not a curated record. The transcript is spliced from 2 exons. Gene Ontology annotation, molecular function: FMN binding.
AUGUAGGAAGCAUAACAAGACUUGCCUUAAUGGUUAAAGGCAUUAAAAAGAUCAAUUAUCAAUAAUAGAUAGCUUUAGUUUUCUAAUAUGUCUCAAAUCGCUUAUGUAUUUAAUGGAGAAGCCGGCAUAGAUAAUAUUACUUUUGAUUCUUAUGAGAAAGUAAUUAGUGAUAAUCCAUUACAAGAAUAUUCCCUCAUUUACACAAUUGAUUCUAGAAAAAAUACUUUUAAUGAAAUGAAAAACAAUAAAGUUGUUGAACUUUGUUGGUAUUUCCCAUUGACUAAAGAAUAAUAUAAAAUAAAAUGCCAUUUCUCUUUUAUUGCUUUAUAAUAAACAUAAAUAAAUGAUAUAUAAAUAACAGAAGAAAUCUUAAUUGAAUAAUUACCCUAAAAUUAAAGAGAAUUAUUAGAAAAUGCAUGGAAUAAAGUUGAUAAAGAGGCAAAAAAAUUGUAUCAAUCACCUCAUCCAGAUACCUGCAAACCUAACUAAGAACCUUUAGAUGAUUUAGAGCGUUUUAAUACUCCCGAAAAAAAUAAAAUAUCUAAUAAUUUUGCUCUAUUAGUGCUUACUCCUUUCAGAAUGGAACAUACUUCAUUUGCUAUGCCUUAAGUUGUUGCUGAUGGUCGUAAAGAAUUCGAAUCUAUAUUUAAACCCUACAAAAAACACUCAAAAUAUUUAUAUGUAAUUGAGAAUAAUCAAUGGAAAGUUCAUACUCUUAAUCCUUGA